AUGACAUUUCACCCACAUCUACGACUUCUAUACGUCAAGCCCGACGAGGACACCUCAUCGGCCGCUUCCCACGAACAUAUAGAAGAAAAGCAGAAUGUGCUAGCGUUCACUCUAGGAGCAGAAACGGGUCACUCAGGCGCUCACCAGUGCGCUGAGAAAUCCCAGCGCGCGUACUGGGUAGAGGAUCCUGAUCACUAUCAAACCGAGGGUGAUGGAGUGAAUCUCGACAGAGAAACUGGCAGGAUUGACGCUCUCAGGGGAAAUUCUCGCAAUCCCGACCAUCAUGGCUACCAAAACGCACAGGUCGAGGGAGCUACUACUGCAGCGCACCCAGAAACCCGAGCGAUAUCAUGA
This is a messenger RNA of Neoarthrinium moseri, 354 nucleotides long. RefSeq lists its product as uncharacterized. The transcript has a single exon. Lineage: Eukaryota; Fungi; Ascomycota; Sordariomycetes; Amphisphaeriales; Apiosporaceae. The coding region runs from base 1 to 354 and encodes 117 amino acids. The record is from RefSeq and is a predicted model, not a curated record.